Molecule: messenger RNA, 1433 nt
Organism: Ruditapes philippinarum (Manila clam)
Lineage: Eukaryota; Metazoa; Mollusca; Bivalvia; Venerida; Veneridae
Product: nucleolar protein 56-like
Exons: 4
Coding region: 570-1433 (287 amino acids)
Source: RefSeq, a predicted model, not a curated record
ACGUGGCUUAGGUUGAUUAUCAUUACUUUAAUGUGUUUUACCCUCAUUGGUACAGAAUGAGGGUAAUUUUCAUCUUGGUAUUCUUUGCCGUCCUGGCGAGUGUUACUUAUGCAGGGAAGGGAAGCAUGUCUGAAUCUGACAGCGGAAGCUCCACACGGACUAGUACGGGUACAGGUAAAGGGACCGGAACAGGCACUGGUGUAGAUGGGAAAAGCGGUACAGGAACGGGCACAGGAACCGGUACAUUUACUUUCACCCACUCUGAUACUGGUAGCGGAACUUCUAAACCAUCAAGCGCAAGUAAAUCAAGUGAAUCAAAGAGCAAAACGAGUAGCAAAAAGAGUAGCAAAAAGAAUAGCAAAAAGAGUGGCAAAGGGUCCGGUCCAAGCCCUCCUGUGUAUCAUUGUAUAAAAGACGGUAUACGAUAUAGUGGAGUAUUUGCUGAUCCAUUCAACCCAUGUAAAGUUUGCAUGUGUUGCAAACCUGGAAUCUAUACGUGCACCAUAAGAUAAUGUCUAAAACCAAAGUGUUGUGAAAAAAUACAAACACUGGAUUCCAAUGGCUGUUGUAUGAAAUGUCCAAAAAUUUGUAAAAAAGAAUGGAAGAAAUGUCCGAAACUUAAUUGUCCAAAGAGGCGUUAUGCAUAUGGAGAAACGGCCUGUUGUCCGUCUUGUGGAUGUGUUAACUUUCCCAGUAAUGCACCCCCAGGCAAAUUUGGAGAUGAGUGUGCGAAGUGCGAGUGUAAUCCCGGAGGUCCCCCAUAUAAUGGGGAUGGAGUAAUUACCUGCAACCGUCCACCAUGCCCUGACAAUAAACUGGAAUGUGUUGACCCUAAAUUUAACAAAAAGUGUGAAUAUAAAUGCCCUCAAGGGCCAACAUGUAGAAGAGGAGAUCUGAUAAUCAAGAAAGGUAAGCCGCAACUUUUAGGCGAUAAAAUUUGUGUUUGUGAAAGAAACUUUUACCCACGUGCGUUCUGUGUGACUGCGAAUCCGUUCGAACGAAAAAUAAAGAAGUUAAUAGAUCAUAAAUGCGUUGCCACGAUAGAAGAACAAAAGAAAAAGUUUCAUAAAGGAAAAGCCAAAGAGCCGGACAGUGGCGUAAGCAGUGCAGGAAAGGGAAGUGGAAAGGGUAAAGGCUCUUCAAGCAAGAAAAGUAAAAGUUCGGGCAAAAUGAGCGGAAAGUCUUCUAGCAAAAAGAGUAAAACUUCGAGCAAAAAGGGUGGAAAGUCAUCAAGCAAAAAGAGUAAAAGUUCGAGCAAAAAGUCAUCUAGCAAAAAUAGUAAAGGUUCGAGCAAAAAGAGCGGAAAGUCAUCAAGCAAAAAGAGUAAAAGUUCGAGCAAAAAGAGCGGAAAGUCAUCAAGCAAAAAGAGUAAAAGUUCGAGCAAUAAGUCAUCCGGCAAAAUCUCGGGAAGUAAAGGCAGUAACAAAAGUUAG